CAUUUGGGGAGUUACAGCAGGACGCGCGGGUGGGGAAGAAAGAAGUCGCCAUCUCUCUUCCCCUUCGAUAUUUCAACUCUGCAACUUUCCACCAUUUCCCCUAAUUAAUUUCCUUUUCUUUUCCUCAAAAGAUUUCAUCUUUUUGCCUUACGCAUUUCCCCUUUUCGCCUCCACCGCUGUCGUCCUCAUCCCACACAACCCACACCAGUAAAAGAUAUAUAUAUUUUGACAAUUCCCCCAUUACCUUAUAUAUAUACACACGUAUAGAUUGCUUUUUUAUCGAGACCCAGAUAGCACAACCCAAUUCGUGCCCUUUUGACAUGGUCGACUGUUUGUUCAGAUAAUUUAUUUGGUGUAGAGGUUUAGUUGAUUCGGUUACAUAGCGAUGCCUGGAAUUGUCGAUGAGAUGGUAAAUGAAUCACAUGAAAAUUCCAUGCUAAGUAAGGAAAAUACAGCUCUGAAUGGAUCCCGGAAGAGUACUUUGAAUCAGCAAACCCCCCGGAGUACAGGACUUGAUCGUCCAGUUGAUGGGAUGGUUGACACCUCAAUUGAGCAGCUUUAUGAGAAUGUGUGUGAUAUGCAGAGUUCUGAUCAGUCGCCUUCAAGGCAUAGUUUUCAAUCGGAUGGUGAUGAGUCUAGGAUAGAUUCAGAGUUACGCCAUCUUGUUGGCGGAGAGAUGAGAGAGGUGGAGAUCAUGGAAGAGGAAGUGCUAGAAAAGCCAGCGUACGAUUCUCGUAGUGAUUCAAGUUCUAAGAAAGGUUCGUCCUCAGAUAGAAAAUCAGGAAAGAUGGUUAAAGCUGCAAGUACAAAAUCCGUUUCUUCAGGGAACUUGAAGAAAGUUGCUCACUUGCAGGUGGACACUGAAACUUCAUCAAAAUCAGUUGCGAAGGGAAGAAGUCCUGACAAACCUCCUAUUCCUGGCGCUAAGAAUUUCCAAAAACAACAAGCGGGACCCUCUCCUGUGAAGAAACGCAGUAAUUCAUCUGUGGCAGGGUCAAAGUUUCAGAAAGGAACUGAGGAUUUGGCUGAAUCAGGGUUAUAUAAUCCAGAUCUUGGGCCAUUUUUGCUUAAGCAAGCAAGGGAUUUGAUUUCAUCAGGGGAUAAUCCCCAGAAAGCUCUUGAAUUAGCUCUUCGAGCUGGAAAAUCAUUUGAAUUAUUUGCAAAUGGGAAACCUUGUUUAGAGCUGGUAAUGUGCCUUCACGUCACGGCAGCAAUUUACUGUAGCUUAGGCCAGUAUCAUGAGGCAAUUCCUGUUCUCGAACGCUCAAUUGAGCUUUCAGCCGUUGACGAAGGCCAAAAUCAUGCCCUUGCCAAAUUUGCUGGUCACAUGCAGUUGGGUGAUACUUAUGCUAUGCUGGGCCAACUUGAGAAUUCAAUUAUGCAUUACUCAACUGGGUUGGAAAUCCAGAAACAAGUUUUGGGAGAAACAGAUGUGAGAGUUGGUGAGACUUGUCGUUAUUUGGCUGAAGCUCAUGUUCAAGCAUUGCAAUUUGAUGAAGCUCAGAGGCUUUGCCAGAUGGCUCUCGAUAGUCAUAAAGAGAAUGGUUCCCCUUCUUCUCUCGAAGAGGCUGCAGAUAGGAGACUGAUGGGUCUUAUAUGUGAGACGAAGGGUGAUCAUGAAGCUGCUCUGGAGCAUCUUGUGUUAUCCAGCAUGGCCAUGGUGGCAAAUGGCCAGGAAGUGGAGGUGGCUUCGGUUGAUUGUAGCAUCGGAGACACAUACUUGUCCUUGUCUCGCUAUGAUGAAGCUGCUUUUGCUUAUCAGAAGGCACUCACUGUGUUCAUGACCACCAAAGGAGAGAAUCAUCCAGCUGUUGGUUCAGUCUUCAUCCGCUUGGCUGAUUUGUAUAACAGGACUGGGAAAGUUAGAGAGUCAAAAUCAUAUUGUGAGAAUGCCCUUCGAAUUUAUGAAAAGCCCGUGCCUGGAGUCCCUCCUGAGGAGAUGGCCAGUGGUCUCACAGAUGUUUCUGCUAUCUAUGAAUCGAUGAAUGACCUUGAGCAGGCAGUCAUGUUGCUACAGAAGGCAUUAAAGAUAUACAAUGAUGCCCCUGGUCAACAAAGCACCAUAGCCGGGAUUGAAGCCCAAAUGGGUGUCAUGUACUACAUGCUGGGGAGUUAUUCUGAAUCUUACGACUCCUUCAAGAGUGCCAUUUCAAAGCUCCGCGCAACUGGAGAGAAGAAAACUGCUUUUUUCGGGAUUGUUCUUAACCAAAUAGGGCUUACUUGUGUGCAACGUUAUUCCAUAUAUGAGGCUCAAGAAUUCUUCGAAGAAGCCAGGACUAUUUUGGAACACGAGUGCGGACCAUAUCACCCUGACACACUUGGGGUAUAUGGCAAUCUUGCUGGCACUUAUGAUGCAGCUGGAAGGUUGGAGGAUGCAAUCGAAAUCUUGGAGUACGUUGUUGAGAUGAGGGAAGAAAAGCUCGGGACGGCCAAUCCCGACGUGGAUGAUGAGAAAAGAAGGCUGGGUGAGUUAUUGAAAGAAGCAGGCAGAACCCGGAGCAGAAAAAACAGAUCACUAGAGAACCUCCUCGGUUCCAACUCCCACGGUAUAAACAACGAUGGAAUUACGGUAUUGUAAGUACGGUCGGAAACGAAUACGAUGUAUUACGGUACGUAGUUCAAUGGAAACAAACAUACAACAACCAAAGACCGAGGAAACGAUCGUUGGCAUUGUCGAAAACAUUGUUCUUGUGUAGGGUAACUAAAAUAAACUCAGGAUGGGGGGGUUUUGGCUAUAUUAUUAUUAUUAUAUAUAUAUAUAUAUGUAUGUAUAAGUUUAUACGAUUUUGUAUCCCACUAUUUAUGUAAUUGCAGCACCAAAUAUUGGUAACAAAAUUCAUCACACAAUUUGUAUUACUACAUUAAAGGUUUAUAGAUUUGUUUAA
Molecule: messenger RNA, 2885 nt
Organism: Malus domestica (apple)
Lineage: Eukaryota; Viridiplantae; Streptophyta; Magnoliopsida; Rosales; Rosaceae
Source: RefSeq, a predicted model, not a curated record